Aspergillus welwitschiae is the source of this 659-nucleotide messenger RNA. RefSeq lists its product as uncharacterized. Lineage: Eukaryota; Fungi; Ascomycota; Eurotiomycetes; Eurotiales; Aspergillaceae. The coding region runs from base 7 to 222 and encodes 71 amino acids. The record is from RefSeq and is a predicted model, not a curated record. The transcript has a single exon.
CACACAAUGGCAUCCAGGGUGACGCAGAAGAUGCAGUCCACCUACCAUGGAACCAGAGGCGGUAAGUCACCGCCGGAUAGAUCCAUUCGGAGAAUUCAUGGGUCUGAACGACACAAACAUGGGCCCCUUCGUGACGCGAGCCAUAUUACUGCAACACAUCCAGCUUUGACCCGAUCGAUAAACAUCAUCGUCAUCAGCACCAUUAUGGCGACCUCUCUAUGAGGCCUUUUUCUCUCUUCUGCCGAUUGAUCUUGACUUUCAAAGACAGACAGAUACUCAACUCUCACUCAGCUUUUAUCAUUCUCUUGGAUCUGUCCUCGAACAAAACUGUCCAAUGACGAUUAUGAUGCCACCGUCCAUACCAGGCGAAACACUACGUAUAGCGUAAACAACUGUGGGUUACGCUCUGCCGUUGGUCUAGAACUUUUCGUACAUCUACUACAAUUUCUCUCCUCUUGUCGAAAUGCGUCGAGCUGCUGCUUUGCUGAGUCGAGUCUAGGGCCCGAACGAACAUCAUCCAAAUCCCGAUUGUGGCUAGACUAAAUUCGUUCCAGACGAUCAUCAUAGCCAUCACCCCUUAUGAUAGUUGACUAGUAGUUAGGGGCCAAGCAGAAAGUACAAAAGUCUCUGCUGCUAGUAGUAGUGCGAGUACUCAAGAC